This is a messenger RNA of Venustampulla echinocandica, 597 nucleotides long. Its product is annotated as TPR-like protein. The coding region runs from base 1 to 597 and encodes 198 amino acids. The record is from RefSeq and is a predicted model, not a curated record. The transcript has a single exon. Gene Ontology annotation, molecular function: protein binding. Lineage: Eukaryota; Fungi; Ascomycota; Leotiomycetes; Helotiales; Pleuroascaceae.
AUGGAGGACACCGAAACCUUUACGUUACUCCCGCUUAAAAUGGAUCCGCAAUCCAAAGCUAUCACAUCUACCAGCGGCUCCCGAGCCCUUCAAGAAGAACUGGCGACCCUAAACAACAUCCACCGCUCCUUACUGACCCUUGAUUCGCCCGUCCCACCUCCCCCGAUUCCCGUCAACCCAAAACGCUCCGCAAAUAUCACUAAGCUGCGAGAAUCAGGGAACAACGAAUUCCGCAAAGGCAGACACCCCGAAGCCAUUAGAUUCUAUGACCUAGGGCUACAAAUGGCACUUACUCGGCCAGCGUGGGAACCUAGUGGGCUGGUGAGAGACGAGGUGGCUGGUCUGUACGCAAAUAGAGCGCAGGCGCAUAUGGCAAUGUCGAACUGGGUUGAGGGUUCCGUGGAUGCGGAGUCAAGUGUGGAGGCCAAGAAAGUGGGCAAUGCAAAGGCAUGGUGGAGAAAGGGACGGUGUUUGAUGGAAAUGGGACGUUUAGAGGAGGCCAAGGAGUGGGUUGGACGGGGGCUUGAAAUGGAAGGGAAUGAGGCAGAUUUGGUUGGCCUGCUGAAGGAUAUCGAGGAAAAGAGCAAGAAGGCGUGA